GGGGGCCGGCCGUCGUGACGUCAGCGCCGCAUCACGUGACCGGUCCUAGCCCGGCGGCUCCACCCUGCGCACAAGAAGCUGCCGCAACCUCCAGUCCUCUCCCAAUAUGGCGCCGCUCGCCUGCUGAGCUCUCCCCGCUCCCCCCCUCCCCGCCGCCCGCCCGCCGAGACAUGCUCACAGCCGGAUAGUGACAGCCAGAGCAGCCCGGUCUCUUCUCUCCAGCAGCGCGGGCCCCGGAGCCCACGACCGCCGCCCUCCUCUCGCACGCAGCCGGAGCAGGAGGCCUCAACGCCGCCAUGGCUCAUUCCCCGGUAGCCGUACAAGUGCCUGGGAUGCAGAACCAUCGGGCUGAUCCAGAAGAGUUGUUCACAAAACUUGAGCGCAUUGGAAAGGGGUCCUUUGGUGAAGUUUUCAAAGGGAUUGAUAACCGGACUCAGCAUGUGGUUGCUAUAAAAAUAAUUGACCUGGAAGAAGCAGAGGAUGAAAUAGAAGAUAUACAGCAAGAAAUAACAGUACUCAGCCAGUGUGACAGUCCCUAUGUGACAAAGUACUAUGGAUCCUAUCUGAAGGGCACAAAGCUAUGGAUUAUUAUGGAGUAUCUAGGUGGUGGCUCUGCCUUAGACUUGCUGCGUGUCGGGCCUUUUGAUGAGUUCCAAAUUGCAACCAUGUUGAAAGAAAUUUUAAAAGGUUUGGAUUAUCUGCAUUCUGAGAAUAAAAUUCACAGGGACAUCAAAGCUGCCAAUGUCCUGCUUUCAGAACAAGGAGAUGUAAAACUAGCUGACUUUGGUGUAGCUGGACAGCUGACCGAUACACAGAUUAAAAGAAAUACAUUUGUAGGGACACCUUUUUGGAUGGCGCCCGAAGUCAUACAACAGUCUGCCUAUGAUUCAAAGGCUGACAUUUGGUCUUUGGGAAUAACUGCAAUUGAAUUGGCUAAAGGUGAACCACCAAACUCUGAUAUGCAUCCAAUGAGGGUCCUGUUUCUCAUCCCUAAAAACAACCCACCUACGUUAACAGGAGAUUUUAGCAAACCAUUCAAAGAAUUUAUUGAUGCCUGCUUAAACAAAGAUCCAUCUUUUCGACCUACAGCCAAAGAACUUCUCAAGCACAAGUUUAUUGUGAAAAAUGCCAAGAGAACAUCUUACCUAACAGAGUUGAUUGACAGGUUUAAGCGAUGGAAAGCUGAAGGGCACAGUGACUCUGGCUCUGAUGAUUCAGAUACGGAGUCCAGUAACAAAGAAAACAAUUCUCAUCCCGAAUGGAAUUUCACCACAGUUCGGAAGAAACCAGACGCAAAGAAAUUGCAGAACGGAACCGAUCAAGACCUUGUGAAAAGCUUGAGCUCCUUAUCUAUAAUAAUCGCCCCAGUGUUUGCUGAGUUAAAACAGCAAGACAGGAAUAAUACUGCAAGGAAAAAUGCAAUUGAAGAACUUGAAAAGAGUAUGAACCUAGCAGAAGCAACUUAUCCUGGAAUUACUGACAAGAUGGUAAAAAAACUUAUGGAAAAAUUCCAAAAGUUUUCUGUUGGUGACUCUUAAGUAUCUUUUUACGACCAUGACAACGCUGUAUUAAAAUGGCAGAGGGACACCCACCAAAACUACUCCAAGCCUGGCCGUGCUUAGCAUAUUCAGCUCCUUGUGCCUUUUUGGAUCUUCGCAAAACACAUCCAUGACCAUGAUUGAUAGAUUGGAAAGAAAAAAACAACUACCUUUUUUAUUUUAUUUUAUUUUUCUUCUUUCCUUUUUUUUUUUUUUUGUUUUGUGAUGGUGUAAAUGGUUUUUAUAUUUUCAGAAAAUUAUUUUGUAAAGACUGAUAACUUUUACUAGUUUAAUCUUUUGUUUAAUCCUGUAAAUGUCGAUAUGCUGUUUUUUUGCUGUUGGGUAACAGUUGCUAAGUUAGUAACGUGCAAGUGACAGUACGUUUGUGGUGGUUGUGUUGCACUGUACUCUGAUGCAAUCCACUGGUCUUUUUAUUUGUGUAUGACUUGACGUUUGCCAUUUCUUGGUAAGGUACAAGAAGUGGUGGGUUAGAGGACGUGAAGUGGAGCCAUUCGGUUUCACGGAGGCACAUUGGAGCUGCUGUACAAACAUGCCUUUGCUUAUGACACCUCAGACCCACGUAGGCCAUAAGCAAUUUCUCUUCUGUAUGAACGCUUGCCCAUGUUGACCACAGAGCCCCAACCUAGAGCGAUAUUGGGCAAACUAGGCGUCCAUAAUAUCUGCUUUCCUAGAUUUGACAGUAAUAUCAACACAAGUGGCACUUGAGGUGUAUUGUCACAGCAGAAGUAAAAAAAAAAAAAAUGAUGGGCCAAACUUGUAUUCAUCAGAAUGCAAUGGACCGAUUUACUAGGAACCAGUCUGACACCCCAGGCACAAAUGUCAGCUGCCUUAUUACUAGUGGUUAAGUCAUCAAAAUGCUUUAUCACUGGUUCCUAAGGAAUGGGCUGCCUUAUUCACGUACAUCGGUGCAGCUUACAAAGUGGCUUUCUACACAUUACGUAGGCAACAGGUACACCUUUACCAGAAAACAUAUCACUGCACUGCUCAACUGGGCAGCUGUGUAACACGUCCAGGGUUGCUCAUCAGUAUGCUAUCUACUUCCCAACUAUGUAGACUUGCUGGAAAUUCUCCGAUUCAAGCCCUCGAUAGCUGGAAAUCUGGAUGUAGAUUUGCUGCUUUUUUUUUUUUUUUCUGUUUUCUUUUUAUGCCCUCUACUUUUCCAGCUACGUUGCUGUUCUCUUUUGAUCCUAAUUUCCAGAACAUGGCAGCAGUAUUGCUUUUUCUAAUGCAGUUGAAAUAGCAACUUUGCUCAGACUUCAUCGUAAUGCUGUCCCACUUGUAAGGUCUUUUUUGCAUCUUUUAUUUCCUUCAAGGAGAAUUAAAGCAAUACAUUUUUAGUUUUUGUUUAUCGCAAAUAGACAGAAUGUCUAUUGUUAUUUAAGAUUUUGUUUUGUUCCGGAGGGUGCCUGCUUUGCAUUGCAGAAAUGUGAUGUAGGACUUUUAGUGAGUGUCGAUCUGUUGAAAAGGAUAAUGUACAUUAUACGCUAUAGUGGGCAAAGCAGGGCUUUUAAGUAUCAUGUGAAAACAUAGCCCUCUCUGUUCCCUCAAUCAGAGUACAGACAAUGGUUCGCACCAGCAUCCCCCAAGCAUCAAAUCUCCCAUGUAAUAUAUUCCAUUAUUAUUAUUUUUUUCUUUUCCAGACUUCUCAUGUAUAACAGCACCAUGAUGUAUUUAUACUCCUGUGAAAGUGUAUUUUAAGUCUGUAUUUACCAUUUAAUAUACAAGUAACUAAAUUAUAGAGAUUAUCUCACACACAACCAGUGAAGAGACUUGAUGUUUGGCAGUAAAAAAGAAAAAACUAUCUUCCCAAACAGCCGGUACUGCUUAAUGGAAUGUUUCUCCGCAAUCCAAAAUAAAUAAAUAAAUAUAUAUAUAUAUAUAUAUAUAUAUAUAUAUAUAUAUAUAAUAUUUUUCUUUAGCAUGUACUUCUUAGUUUGUUUUCUUGAAGGUGGUGUAAUUAUAAUAUUAUAAUGUGUUCAUAUCGCUAUAUUAUAAUAUUAUAAUCUGUUGUGCAUUUUAGGAUUUGAGUCCUAUUUUACAUUGUCGACGUUUAUACCCAUACGCGCCAGAGCACGUCUGGCUGUACAUUUUUCAAUCCGUACUGUAUGGCCCGGACUCUUGUGCACCUUAUGGACUCAAGACUAUCUGCCAAAUCUAUGAAAUGUGAAUGGUGCAUGACCAACACAUUUCAUCCAAUUGCCAUUGCAGUGUUUAGGUUUUUAUAUGUAAGUAGACAGUGGUGUUUAUGGGGGGAUGUGACCGCCAGUGUCUGAUGCAAAUGAGCAUGCUGCAGUGUCAAGGAAUUGUUUUGUAGUUAUCCACAAAAGAGACUCGUCAACUGGCAGCAUAUAGAUUGCUUUUGCUGUGAAGAACUGGCAGCACAGUGUCUUAAAUAGACCCACCCGCAUUUUUUUGCCAAUCAUGCCAUGUGGCCUUGUCCUACACUUACACCUACGUAACUUGAGACUUCAUCUGACCAGGUGCUGGGAAAAAUGUGUGUAAUUGCACAAAUCACACUAUAGUCAUGCUGCAGUGUUUGAUCUCAAGACAUCUGUAGAAACCGGUGCACAUGAAAAAAGUUAGUUUAGUUGCUAUGAGUUUCUGAGCUUUAUUGUUUUUCUAGUACAGGUUAAAGAAUGAAAGUAAACAUCUGGUUGCAAUCGGUUUAUCUUUGCAUCACUUUUCAGAUAUUUAGUGAAGAUAUGAUGCAGAAAUGUACUAUAUGGCAAACGUUGAUUCAGAUUGCAGCAUGCUUAUUUCCACUGCAGGGUAGAUAUAUGCCGCCCCUUCCCCCACCAUAACUCUUGCUCUAAGGAGACACUUGAAAACAUGUAACUGGCUAUUGCCAAGGAGUGAGCAACAUUUUCUAUGGUGCCUACACAAUUGAGUUAAUCUGUUUUUUUUUUUUUAAACUUCCUUUUCCUGUUUUUAAUUUUACAGAACCGUUUGUUUGCGUUUUGUGCUCUUACUGAAACUCACUUCAAAUUUAUAUCUUGAGAAAGUCUGAAAAUAGUUUUUGAAAACAAUGUUAUGGUUAAAAAAUAAAAUAUUUUUAUAAAUAUAUAAGCAGUAAAAGUUGUAAAUACAGUCAAUCAGAAAGCUUUAUAAGGACUUCACAGAUAGAAAAAAAAAAUGAAAAUAUGAAGAAAAAAAAACGGCGAUACCCAUAUAUACUUCGUAGUUAUUACUCUUGUAAAUCUGUUAAUAGAGUAAGCUUAUUUCAAUAUUUCAGGGGAUUUUAAAUGGUUUAAGAAUAAAUAUUUAAAUUCUGA
This is a messenger RNA of Pseudophryne corroboree (corroboree frog), 4831 nucleotides long. It is a transcript of the gene STK26, whose product is annotated as serine/threonine kinase 26. The record is from RefSeq and is a predicted model, not a curated record. Gene Ontology annotation, molecular function: ATP binding; protein serine/threonine kinase activity. NCBI's taxonomy places the organism in Eukaryota, Metazoa, Chordata, Amphibia, Anura, Myobatrachidae. The coding region runs from base 297 to 1538 and encodes 413 amino acids. The transcript has 11 exons. Gene Ontology annotation, cellular component: cytoplasm. Gene Ontology annotation, biological process: negative regulation of cell migration; protein phosphorylation.